Molecule: messenger RNA, 2171 nt
Organism: Galeopterus variegatus (Sunda flying lemur)
Lineage: Eukaryota; Metazoa; Chordata; Mammalia; Dermoptera; Cynocephalidae
Gene: ILVBL
Product: ilvB (bacterial acetolactate synthase)-like
Exons: 15
Coding region: 5-1903 (632 amino acids)
Biological process (GO): L-valine biosynthetic process
Cellular component (GO): acetolactate synthase complex
Molecular function (GO): acetolactate synthase activity; magnesium ion binding; thiamine pyrophosphate binding
Source: RefSeq, a predicted model, not a curated record
UCUCAUGGAGAACUUCGCGGCCACCGGUUCUGCCAGGAGCUUCCUUCCCUCCUUCCUGCUCCUGGCCUGCGGGACGCUGGUGGCCGCCCUACUGGGUGCCGCGCACCGCCUGGGGCUCUUCUAUCAGCUGAUGCACAAGGUGGACAAAGAGAGUGUCCGGCACGGCGGGGAGAACGUGGCAGCUGUGCUGAAAGCCCAUGGCGUACGGUUCCUCUUCACGCUGGUUGGUGGGCACAUUUCCCCGCUGUUGGUGGCCUCUGAGAAACUGGGCAUUCGUGUGGUGGACACACGCCACGAGGUCACGGCUGUCUUUGCUGCCGAUGCUGUGGCCCGCCUGACUGGGACAGUGGGUGUGGCAGCAGUGACUGCGGGUCCUGGCCUCACCAACACAGUGACUGCAAUGAAGAAUGCCCAGAUAGCCCAGUCUCCAGUCCUGCUUCUGGGUGGGGCUGCUGGCACCCUGCUACAGAACCGGGGCGCACUCCAAGCCAUUGAUCAGAUAUCUCUGUUCCGGCCGAUCUGCAAGUUUUGUGCAUCUGUGCGGAGGGUGCGGGACAUUGUGCCUACCCUGAGGGCUGCAAUGGCUGCCGCCCAAUCAGGCACCCCAGGUCCGGUGUUUGUGGAGCUGCCCAUUGAUGUGCUGUACCCCUACUUCAUGGUCCAGAAGGAGAUGGUGCCAGCCAAGUCACCUAAGGGCCUCAUUGGUCGAGGGGUCUCCUGGUACUUGGAGAAUCACCUGGCCAACCUCUUUGCGGGGGCCUGGGAGCCUCAGCCCGAGGGGCCCCUGCCCCUGGACAUCCCCCAGGCAUCCCCCCAGCAGGUUCAACGCUGUGUGGAGAUCCUGAGCCGGGCCAGGAGGCCCCUGAUGGUGUUGGGGAGUCAGGCCCUGCUGCCCCCAACCCCUCCCGACAGGCUGCGAGCUGCGGUGGAGACCCUGGGUGUCCCCUGCUUCCUGGGAGGGAUGGCGCGGGGCCUGCUGGGCCGGAACCACCCCCUCCACAUCCGGCAGAACCGCAGCAGCGCCCUGAAGAAGGCAGAUGUCGUCAUCCUGGCAGGAGUCGUGUGUGACUUCCGGCUAUCCUAUGGCCGUGUCCUCAGCCACAGCAGCAAGAUCAUCAUCGUCAAUCGUAACUGGGAAGAGAUGUUGCUCAACUCAGACAUCUUCUGGAAGCCCCAGGAGGCAGUGCAGGGAGAUGUGGGCUCCUUUGUGUUGAAGCUGGUGGAAGGCCUUCAGGGCCAGACGUGGGCCCCAGACUGGGCAGAGGAGCUGCAGGAAGCUGACCGGCAGAAGGAGCAGACCUUUCGGGAGAAAGCAGCAAUGCCCGUAGCCCAGCACCUGAACCCAGUGCAGGUGCUGCAGCUGGUGGAGGAAACUCUGCCAGACAACUCCGUUCUGGUGGUGGAUGGCGGGGACUUCGUGGGCACUGCCGCCCACCUGGUACAGCCCCGUGGACCCCUGCGCUGGCUUGAUCCUGGGGCCUUUGGGACUCUGGGAGUUGGCGCAGGAUUUGCCCUUGGGGCCAAGUUGUGCCAUCCGGAUGCUGAGGUCUGGUGCCUUUUUGGGGAUGGAGCCUUUGGCUAUAGCCUCAUUGAGUUUGACACGUUCGUCAGACACAAGAUCCCGGUGAUGGCUUUGGUAGGCAACGAUGCAGGCUGGACCCAGAUUUCUCGGGAGCAGGUGCCCUGUCUGGGCAGCAAUGUGGCCUGUGGACUGGCCUACACAGAUUAUCACAAGGCAGCCAUGGGUCUGGGGGCCCAGGGCUUGCUGCUGUCACGGGAUAAUGAGGAUCAGGUGGUCAAGGUGCUGCGUGAUGCCCAGCAGCAGUGCCGAGAUGGCCACCCGGUUGUGGUCAAUAUCCUCAUUGGGAGGACAGACUUCCGUGAUGGCUCCAUUGCUGUAUAGGGCCUUGAGGGUCAGUACACUUGGCUCCCUUCCUGCCCCUGGACUAUGCAGAGCCAGUUUGGAGUCUCAUCCUUGCCUUCCCUGGGCCUAUCCCAUGAGGCCCAGUGACUCCACCACUCUCCAUGAGGAGGGGACGGAGGCGUCAAAGCUCAGAGAGUUCCCUGGCAGCCCUGGAGAGCUCUUGGACUCCUCUACGGGCCUAGCUGUGUCCUUUCUCCCCACCUCUCACACAGACUGAAUAAACCACGUCUGGCUCAUGUGCACCCAA